AUGCCGCCCCCAGCCCGCGCGCGCCCGCUCAAAAAGGACGACUUUGAGCCGACGCUGAAGAAGCUCAAGACAUCCGUCUACCAGGACAGCCUGCGCCCGGCCGCCGUCUCGUCGUCACACUACAUUCGCUCCAUAUCAUGGAACGCGUCGGGCACCUUUAUCGCGACGGGAGCUGCAGACAAGACGCUGCGCAUCUGGAACCCCGAGAAGACCAAUGUUAAGAACUCGACCGAGCUGCGCACGCCAAAUGUGCCCCCUCUCACCAACCUCGAACGCGUCUCCUUCCACCCCAUCAACGAAAACGAACUGGCAAGCUGCGGCUCCGAUGGCAUGGUCCGAUUCUGGGACAUCCGCUCCAAAGCCAGUGUCGGCGAGGUCAAGGUUGGCGAGCAGCCAUUUACCCUUGCAUGGACCCCUGAUGGCAACGACAUUGUUGUGGGAAGAAAGGACAACCUCCUCGUCAACGUCGAUCGGGCAGCCCUCAGCAUCGUCUCGGAACAUCGCCAGCCCCUCCAGACCAACCAGUGUGUUUUUGACUGGUCUGGCAACCACCUCUACUCGACCGCCGGUGAUGGCAGCGUAAGACUCCUGCGAUAUCCAUCGUUUGAAAACGCCCUCACGCUCAAUGCCCAUACUUCGGCAUGUUACGCUAUUUCCAUAUCACCCAGCGGUGAGUACCUGGCCGCUGGCGGUGGAGAUGCAUUGGUUUCGCUUUGGGACACACAGGAAUGGAUUUGCGUGAGAACCUUGGAGUUGGCUGGAGGCCUCGUCAAGACGGUUGACUUCUCCUUUGACGGCAGCUACAUCACAGCGGGCUCGGACGAUAAGGAAGAAAAGAAGAUCCGCAUUGCACACGUUGAGACGGGUGAGAUUGUCCAUACAAUCGAUGUUCCAACACCAGCAGCCCAUGUCGCAUGGCACCCUUGCCGGUAUAUAUUAGCCUACUCAGCCGACAACCUUGGGCUGAAGAUUAUUGGGGGGCCAAGCAAUCUCUUCUCCGCCAAAGGACUGGUAGUAGUCAUUACCGGUGGCGGAAGUGGUCUUGGACUUGCCAUUACUUCCGCGCUCUACCAGAACGGUGCCGAGAAGAUCUAUAUUCUCGGUCGCCGACAAGAGGUACUUCGCAAUGCUAUCAACAAGCUCCAAUCCGACACGGCAUACAAGCCUCACAGCACCUCCAUCCUUAAAGACAUAGUAUGCGACGUAACCAAUCUCGAGUCUGUAAAAGCUGCUGCCGCGUUUAUCAAGGAAGACACUGGCUAUGUAGAUGUCCUGAUCAACAACGCUGGCGUCAUUGGCCCAAGGAAUGGACAAGAUAUAUACAAGGCAGAGUCAAUCCAACAGCUGGCAGACACAAUGGUAACGGGCUGGGAUGAUUGGGGCAGUACCAUGGCCAUCAACACCCAAUCCGUCAUUGGUGUAUCGGCAACUUUCCUGCCUCUCCUCGAAGCAGCCAACACGCGACGCGGAUGGGCACCUGGGAAAGUCACGGGCACCGGCAACCCUCGCCAACGCGACAGCUCAAAACUCUCUCAGAGCGGCAUUGAUUGCGACGACGACCGCAUGGCCCACAUCAUCACCGUCGCAUCCGUCGCCUCAUACAUGCGCUGGAUCUCGGCUGGCCUCGCCUACAACGCCAGUAAAUCCGCCGCAGCGCACAUGGGCAAAAUGAUGAGCACUUUUCUAUCCGAAUGGGGCAUCCGGAGCAACAUUAUCUGCCCUGGCCCAUACCCCAGCGACAUGACGGUCGGCAUCAAACCUGUAUACGGCACAAACCAGAUCCCGCAGGGGCGAAUGGGCAGUGUAAGCGACAUCGCAGGCUUGACACUGUUCCUGGUGGGCAAGGGCGGUGCAUAUAUCAAUGGAACGACGCAGCUUACCGACGGGGGGAGACUGGGCAUGUUUCCGGCUACGUAUUGA
This is a messenger RNA of Exserohilum turcica Et28A, 1920 nucleotides long. RefSeq lists its product as uncharacterized. The coding region runs from base 1 to 1920 and encodes 639 amino acids. The record is from RefSeq and is a predicted model, not a curated record. Gene Ontology annotation, molecular function: protein binding; oxidoreductase activity. Gene Ontology annotation, biological process: mRNA export from nucleus. The transcript is spliced from 4 exons. Gene Ontology annotation, cellular component: THO complex part of transcription export complex. Lineage: Eukaryota; Fungi; Ascomycota; Dothideomycetes; Pleosporales; Pleosporaceae.